AACAACCACAAACACCCAUCUUGAUUUUGACCAUUGACUGCCAUAUGGGCAAUCCAAACUUUCCUCCAAAUCUCGACAUCAGACCCUCCAUUUUGUCUGAGGGUAUCGCAAAGUUCGUUUUUGGCACUCAUGCUCAAGCCAAUGCAAUACGUACUUAUGGCAUAGCUGGACGAGUUUGGGAAGCUGCUUAUGUAUUGAAGAGAUAUAUUCACGGAGAUGAUCAAUAUAUCUUUGAUCCUCCGUUCUUCUCAGCAGAUGACUUCGACAGUCGGCUUCUUUUAUUGGAGCUAGGAUCUGGCACUGGAAUCAUUGCAUCCGAAAUCGCACAACAUCUUGCCGGAAGGCAGGACAUUAUAGUGGCUACAGACCUACCUGAAGUAUGCCCUCUUUUGGAGAAGAACCUUCUACCAGCAAACGACAACGACACCUUCCUUACGCCUUCAGUUUUUGUACAUCCUCUGGCCUGGGGAGACAUCAAGCACACGCGAGAUCUUCAUCAGAAAGUGUUCAACCUCCACGGACACCUCGGAACUAAUACUCAGUUAACUCAUAUCGUUUGCAGCGACCUGGUGUACUUCCCGGACUUGCUCGCACCUCUCCUACGCUCCUUAAUACACCUAACAUCAUCACCUUUCGUUGAUUCCGGUGAUCCCAUUCGUAGUCCACGGCUCAUCAUAUCUUACAAGGUUCGCAGUUUAUCCAAAGAGACGCCCUUCUGGUCGGCGUUCGGUCUAUGGUUCUCAUUCGAACCUGUCCUUGUCAAACAAAAACCUUCGAGAACAUCAGAUCACGCAAAUGCGCCAGACAUCGUUGAUCGAUCGGAAGGUGCCAGAGAAGGAUUAGAAGAUUGGCACAUUUACGGUGCUGAAGUAGACGACGACAGCCCUACGUUCGUAUUCGUCGGUCAUCGACGCCCACAAUCGGCUAGUUGGAAGAUUCCGGAGAAUGAUGAGGAUCUAUUAGGAGGUGUUGGUGCAUGGGGAACUUCAGCGAGGAAAUCGGACGACACAUUUGAGAGCCUUUUGUUGCUGAAUGUAGGCGGAUGACAUACGGGAAUAGUCGAACACAACUUGAACAUGGACCACGAACCCGACAUCUUACCCAAAGGCUGCGUGAUGGUAGAAUCUGUCUGGAGAUUAGCUUGUUUGAUGGAAAAUCCACGUAGACUGAUGGCUCACCUUUGAUUUCCAUUCUCCAGAUACCCGACAGCGUUAUUGUAAUCUGCUUGCUUUGGUCUUUCGUACCCGGGUGGAGCGAAAGAGCGAGGUGUGACGCCAGCCUGGUUGGCGGUGUGGAUCGUCACACUUUCCUUCAUCAACGGAAUCGAAUCAGAAGAAUCUGGCUGGAAACCGGGGACUUCGAAUGGAAACAGGCAUAUAGUAUACUGUAAUCUCCAAAGUUACCACCUUCGUACGUCUCAAUCAAAAAUGCACAACUCACGUUCAGAGAAAACCGUGGAACGUGAACGAAGGCGUAGUACCCUUCUUCACUUCAAGUUCACCUUGUAGCACACGUUUUCCUUUCUCGGGAGAAGCUUCGGAGGGUGACCAGAAGAAAGCAGCGCUGAUUGGUUCUCGGAAGGUGUAUCUUUAUAGAUGAAGGUGUCGAAAGUAAAUCCAGGGCCUGUUCGUCAACUGAUGAGAAGGUCAUAAAGAGAGGUAUUGGUGAACCCGCCGCAAAAGCGACCUGUGAAAGCGAACGGUCAAUCCAGGCACAAACACCAGAUUGUGGGCAUGUAGCACUCGCCGGACUUGAAAUAGCAAGCUAUAGCCUCGAAGAUGAGCCCCGGAUCAACUUUGGAUGCGUUAUCGCCUCACUCACUGUGCAUUCCACCGUUACAGGUUUUGUAUUGAACAGCGUCCCCGAUAUUCGAAGCGGCUGGAGGGUUUUCCAUCCUUCCGGAUCGCCCUCUGGUCCAAUUAUCAUUGCACCCUCGCUGUACGCGAGUUGACGAAGUUGAGAAGGCAUGGGGGCAUACGAAGUAGACAUAUAGACAAGAACUGAUGCCAAUCUAUUCGAAAUCGCAUCUCAACCGAUGGAUCUUGACGUUUCGACCAGC
Molecule: messenger RNA, 2059 nt
Organism: Somion occarium
Lineage: Eukaryota; Fungi; Basidiomycota; Agaricomycetes; Polyporales; Cerrenaceae
Source: the annotation of a GenBank genome assembly